AUGUUGCACGAAAUAGCCCGAAGAUGCAUUAAUGUGAGCAAACAUGAUGAAACCAUCUUUAACCAACACAAUUCUUUACUUGCAGUGCGUGGAGAUAAACAAUUGCAUAUACUAGAGUAUUCCUACAAUGUGUUAUGUUUAGACAAGAAGUUGGAUUUUGUGGAAUCAUCAAUUGUUUGCCCAAGAAGUAGUUCUACAUCUGAGUUUUCUAAAGAGUAUGCAAGUAAAGGAAUCAGUAAUAUAGAACUUGUUGAAUUUGUAACAAACCCUUAUUUCUGGCCAUAUAGUAAUGACUUGAAACAAGAAAUGACUAAUAUUGUUGCAUUUGAGUGGUCGCCAUCAGAUCUUAUUUUUAAUAAUCAAAGUGUACUUGCCAUUUUGAAUUCUGUUGGUAAUGUGGAAUUCUUUGGUCCACAACAAAAAGUUUGGUGUAGUAUUGUGAAAUUUUCAGAUAUUAUGAAACACUAUGUUAUGUCUGAAUUACAGAUAGAUGUGGGUGAAAAAUGUAAGACAAUAGAGAAAUUAAAGGAAAUAGUGUAUGGUAUUGGCACUAGUGCAAUAUGUUGGGGACCCAAUAUUAAUGAAGACAGCUCAAGUAUUUUUGUCACAGCUCAAAGGAAUAGUACUAUUAUAUUUUGGUCAAUUAAAUUUACUAAUACUGACUUGAGUGUGGAUGUUUUGGGAAAAAUUUAUGCUGAUGAUGAAGAAAUCAAAACCUUAGCAUGGAUACCGUACUCAGAUAACUUGUUUUUAUUUAUUUAUGCCAAUGUAUUGGGAGAGGUUGUUGGAAAGGUUUGUAAAAUAGAAGGGAAAAAAAUAUUAGAACAAGCAACAAUUGUUUUAUGGAAAUGGAAAGAUAGAAUGGUACCCAAAAACAUACAGUAUAUUAUUGAUGGCAAUUGCUUACUGAUUAUAUAUCCUAAACAUAGACACUUGGUGGUGCAGAUGUUUGAUAAAGAUUUUAAAUUACUCAACAAAGUUGUUAAUGUUGUCAAUGAUGAGAAAAUUUCAGUUUUGACUAAAACAUCCGCCGGUCUAUAUAUAGGAACAAUAAAUACUAAAAUAUAUAAAUUAAUUUAUAAAGUGACGAAAAAUGCCCUCACUAUUGAGUUUGAAAGUAUAAUUUUAAAAGACUCUUAUGUAAAUCAUGAGCUAUAUGGUCUCACAUUUUCACCCAAUGAAAUAAUUUGUCAUCUUGUACUUGCUAAUAGGAGAGUUAAUGUCAGAAAAGAACCAUUGCAUAUGUUAGUUGUAUCUCUUAGUUGUGAAGAUCAAAUUGAAAAUGUUUUGCUUGAUAAUCCUUCAAAGAAGUUAACACAUAUGUGGGACUGCAUUGAGUUAUUAAGGUAUAAGACAAUGAAAAGCAAGAAAUUACCUUCACUUAAUUAUGUAAAUCUCUAUAAUGAGACUAACACAGAUAUAUAUAAAUUAAAAGUUUAUUUGAUCCUAGUAAAGCUUUACAAUAAUUUAGAAGAAAUAUUGAAGAAUCAAUCCAAAGGAUUAUUGCCUGAGACAUCAAUAGAAGUUGUUCAAGAUAAAUUACUGGCUGCUCAUGCAAAGGAAACUAUCAUAAAUAAAUAUGAACAGCACAAAAAUCCUACAUUUAAUGGUUUUGAAAAGGAAUGGUUAUCAGGAUGUUGCAAAUACCUCGAAUAUUAUAGUAAAAAAUAUGAAAUUCCGAAAAAUAACAUAAUUCCAAAUACUGUUUGGGAAAGUCUUAUUGCUUUGAUUACUAAAUCUGAGUUACCAACAUAUAAUUGUCUUUUUUGUGAUGAUUUGAUCGAGGAUUUUUCCUGUGCAAAUGGGCAUAAAAGUAUGUUCUGUUCUGUGACUUUUACCCCAAUAGACAGUGAAGAAUACCUUGUAUGUAAUUGCUGUGAGGUGACUGCAAGAAUGGAACUAUAUCAAUAUAAACCCUUAUGUGUGCUCUGUGAUGGUCAUUUAGAGUGUUAUAAUGUAUCAUUAUAA
This is a messenger RNA of Pieris macdunnoughi, 1968 nucleotides long. The record is from the annotation of a GenBank genome assembly. Lineage: Eukaryota; Metazoa; Arthropoda; Insecta; Lepidoptera; Pieridae.